AUGUCGGUGCGACUUUCUCAAGCUGAACUUAAGAGGGUCGAGUACCCCCGGAUCCCGGUUAGCGCGACUGCUAGCGAUAUUGUCCCCGCCGAUACUUUCCUUCUGGGGCUUGGGUUCAUCAAGGCCGUUAGCAGAUCCAUCUUCAUCGUCGCGGCCAAGCGGUGCCCGUCAAAAAGUCCACGGCUCAUUGGCUGGCCGAUCCCACACCAACCUUCACCAGGAAAGCGCGAAUGGGAAGGAUCCGAAGACUGGGAGUGGCCAACUGCCGCGAUGGAGCUCUCCAGGCGUGUCGCCAGUUUAGGAUCUGACGCCGUUAACAACGUCAGCCCCGUCCGGCCUCCUCCACCUGUCUCCACGCCGAACCAUGUUUCUCGCUGCUUCUCUCACCAUUCCUCGGCAGUUCCGCAGAUCUACGAUUCUCGCAGGGUACCAGAUUCUCCAGCCGCUGCUGCAGCAGUUUGGCAGCACAGCCGGCCCUCACACGUCGCCCGUCUCUCCGUGUUUGCAGGCAAGCAGGCAAGCACAGACUGA
Aspergillus nidulans FGSC A4 is the source of this 531-nucleotide messenger RNA. RefSeq lists its product as uncharacterized. The transcript has 4 exons. The record is from RefSeq and is a predicted model, not a curated record. Bases 1 to 531 code for a protein of 176 amino acids. Lineage: Eukaryota; Fungi; Ascomycota; Eurotiomycetes; Eurotiales; Aspergillaceae.